GGCAGCAGUCCGCGAAAUUUCCAGUAUGCAUGAACACAAGCAGGCAGCUGCUUUCUGCAAACCCAGCGGGACUCACGCAACUUUCUGACUGAACUUCUAUCUUUUUUCGCCAUAUUUUUUUCUUCACCGCAUCACCUGACGGAUGUUUAAAUCAUAUCAGAGCACAUUUCACUGUUAUCGCCGCAGUGGAGCCUUUUAAACCGAGGCGAGGUGAGGGAGGGCACAGACUGCCCCUUGCACAAAAUAUCUGGUGUAAAAUGUGAGGUAUGUGCACAGCGUCCUGCUGCACGAGCUGCCUCUGACACCGUGAGACCGUUUCAUCUUGGAGCCAAAAAAACUGAACUAUUAUGGACAUGAUGAACUUCAAGAUUCGGUGCAUUCUCGUAUUCUUCACUUUUUAUGUGCAAGAGGGAUUAUCAAGGGAGUAUGAAGCAAACCUCGGGGCUAAUAUUCUUUUACAGAGAGUGAGACGUCAAAGCAAAACAGCAAAAGCAGUGCUGAAGGUGACAGACUACCAUGUGAGGUGUUCGGUUGUGUCCCGCUACGCUGUUACCACAGUCCAGAGUUCAGUAUGGAACCAGCUCCCCAUCACCAAGGAGGCCGCCUUCGAGGUGGACCUUCCGUCCUCUGCUUUCAUCUCCAACUUCACCAUCACCUCUAACGGCAAGGUGUAUGUGGCCCAGGUGAAGGAAAGAGCUGCUGCCAGGAAAAUCUACGAUGCUGCUAAGAAGCAAGGAAAAACAGCCGGACUUGUUGCUACCAAAGAGAGGGAGAUAGAGAAGUUUCGUGUUGCAGUGAGCGUGCCGUCAGGAGCUCGGAUGUCCUUCUCCCUGACCUACGAGGAGCUGCUGCCUCGUCGACUCGGCCGCUAUGAGCUCAGUUUAGGUCUGAGGCCGGGACAGCUUGUGCAGAACCUCACGUUGGAUGUCAGUAUAAUGGAGCGGACGGGCCUCAGUUUCAUCAAAGCCUUUCCUCUCAGGACGAGCCGACUGCUCUCCAACGCUGCUCAAGGUGACUCAGAGGCGCCUCCCUCCACUCAUGUUGAGCGGAGCACUUGUUGUGCUCGAGUUCGCUACAGUCCCACUCUGCAGCAGCAGAACAGCAUCUCCUCCAAAGGUCUAAAUGUAGACUUCAUCAUUCAGUAUGAUGUGGACCUCAGAGACCUCAUGGGUGAAGUCCAGGUUUAUGAUGGCUACUUUGUGCAUUACUUUGCACCCAGAGGGCUUCCUGUGGUUCCUAAGGAUGUCAUAUUUGUCAUCGAUGUCAGCGGCUCAAUGAUCGGCACAAAGAUAAGACAGACCAAACAGGCCAUGAGCACCAUUCUCGGGGAUCUCAGAGAGGGAGACCACUUCAACAUCAUCACCUUCUCAGACAAAGUUCACACCUGGAAGAAAGGGCGAACGGUGAGGGCGACUCGGCAGAAUGUGCGAGACGCCAAAGACUUCGUGAAGAGGAUCAUUGCAGAAGGCUGGACCAACAUCAAUGCAGCUCUGCUUUCAGCUGCCCAGCUCGUCAACCCUUCGUCCUCUCCCUCCUCCAGCCACCUCUCAUCCCGUCGUGUCCCUCUGGUAAUUUUCCUCACUGAUGGGGAGGCAACCAUCGGAGUAACAGCUGGUGACACAAUCCUCGUCAAUGCCAAGAAAGCUUUGGGCGCCGCCUCUCUGUUUGGCCUUGCCUUCGGAGACGACGCAGACUUCCUCCUCCUGAAACGCCUCGCGCUGGAUAACCGCGGCGUGGCCAGGAUGGUGUACGAGGACGCAGACGCAGCCUUGCAGCUGAAGGGCUUCUAUGAUGAAGUCGCCAGCCCUUUGCUAUCAGACAUCCAGCUUACGUACCUGGAUGAUCAGGCGUUUGACAUCACUCGCUCCCUUUUCCCAAACUACUUUCAAGGCUCCGAGUUGGUGGUAGCAGGGAGGGUGAAACCAGGGGUGAAGGAUUUAAAAGUGUCGAUGUCCGCCAUUGAUUCAAAGCAACAUGUCAAGCUGGAGAACGACGUGUUGGUGUCCCACGCAAAGGGGAACGAGAGUGCAGAUUUUCUAGACUGUUCAGGAAGCUUGGAGGGAAUCUCGAGCUUUGUGCACCGUCUCUGGGCGUAUUUCACCAUCAAGGAGCUGCUGCUGGCCAAACUGAACGCCACUGACCCUGCCACUCAAAGGUUACUGGCAGAAAAGGCCACAAAUUUAUCCCUCAAAUAUAACUUCGUAACACCAGUUACCUCUUUAGUUGUAGUAAAGCCCGACGCAGAUGAAGCCGCUCAGAAUCCAACCACUGCAAAACCCACCACUGCAGCCACUAUAACCACGACAGCAACGACUACCGCCACCACCAAAAUAUCAGCUGCUGGGGCUGUGAAAAAGCCCAGCACACCUUCUAACGCCCGCCCCAACAAAACAAAACCAGACCCCCCUCAGCCGCCUCCAAAGCAAACUAAGAAAAUCUCACCUUCCACUUCAAAACCAGCUGUUUCACCAUCCAAGAAAACGACGACCUCAAGUCCCAGUGCUGUUAAAACGGCCCCGGCUCCAUUAUCCGGUAAAAAGCCCGCUCCUUCCCAUAAUGAAUCCAAAAUUACCUCUCCUCCUCCUCCGCCUCCUCCUCCAGCUGCCGGUAAGAUCCCCACCUCUCUGCAAAAUGCUCUAAAAACAGCACCACCCCCCGACCCACCACAGACAGCAACCCCCCAGCCCAGCGCCUCCAAAACAACCACCCCCUCCGCCACCACCACAGAGUUAACAUUCACCACACCCCCGCUCAGAACCAACCCUGCACCGCUGCCCGGGAGACCCCUUACCCCACAGCCCAGCACGGUGCGGACCCCCCUCCUUCCUGUCAGAGUGACUGUGCCCUCCACAGAGGCAGAAAACAGCACCACAUCUGCUCCAGAUGUGCCUGUAGUCACCACCGCUCCGCCCCAGCUGUCUCCGCUCACCUCUCCCACCCCGGCAGCCGCUCCAGCUGUGGACGACAACAACACAGACCUGAGCGUCGCCACCUUCGUGUCGGCCACCUUUGCUCCCAUGCCGGGUGUAACAGAGGGGCAACGGCUGUGGGAAGCAGCAGGGCUUCUGGAUGUCUCCACAUUCAUCCAGAGAAAAGAUAUCGACCUUGUAAAAGAUUAUGAUGCAACCUAUGACUACGACUACGAUCUCAACUACGACGCAUGGGAUGAUACUCCAGACACAGGAUCAUUGGAUGCCGCUCCGACCAGACUGAGCACCAUCCGGGUCUUCUCGUCUUCAGUUGAUGGAGAUCCUCAUUUUGUGGUCCAGCUGCCAAAGCUGCAUCAUAAUUUGUGUUUCACCGUUGACGGCAGAGCGAAUGAUGUCCUCAGACUGUUAGAGGAUCCAGAGAGAGGGAUCAUUGUCGAUGGCCACCUGAUGGGAGCUCCCUCCAAGCACGGCGCAGAGGAACGCUCAACCUAUUUCGACCGGCUCACCAUUUCCUCUCCGACAGGCGGCUCUGGUGACAUCAUGAUCUCCCUCUCACUGGACGCUGUGGUGGUGGAAGGGGAAGGGCGGGAUAUUAUUCCCAUUAAUCAGCAGGGGUCGGUGACGAGGCAGGGUGUGACCGUCACCGUGGACAACCAUCGGAGCUGCUGGAUCGAGCUGGCCAAGGAGGUGCGCUUCCUGGUCCUGUUCCACCACUAUAAACACCCCAGCUACCUGCAGUUGGCUCACCUGGGCUUUUACAUCACAGACGGUCGGGGGCUGUCUGCUUCAACCCAAGGCCUGCUGGGCCAGUUUCAGCACGCUGACAUGACUGUAACAGCGGUAACGGACUAUAAGGAUGGACACAAUGAGGCAGUUUCAGCGCGGGGGAUCUUGAGGUGGGGAUCAGAGCACAUGGGGGUCACCUUGCAGGACAAGACGCUGAAAGACACGGUUCGGAAACGCCACAUGGGCAAGUGUUGGGUGGUGCCCAAGGCAGAGAUAGAGAGACUACUGGGUCAUCCGUACGAGAGCUACGUGGUGGAUCGUGUGUAAUUCUAGCUGGAGUCUGCUCCACCUUGUCGCCUCUCUGCUGCACAGCUCAGGUCACAGCGAUUAUUACGUCAUGAUUAUUGGACAAAGGAUGAGCGAGAACUGGGACUCCGUGAGGCUAAAAUGACACGAUGUGUAAUAUUCAGUAAGGAGCACAGGUGUGGUUACAAAAGAGGGAAAGCUGCACGUAAAGCAGUGAUGAGGAAGUGUGGUUCUUCACGAAUAUAGUGAGGGGCUGAGCGAGGCUGUUGUUCCCCAUCAGUGAAUUUCACUUGGAUUGACGUUCUGUGUUCUGUAUCUAUGGCAGAGACGCUCCUGUUCGCAUGGCAACCACAAAAUGUCCAUUUGUGCUGCAGCAGUUUGCGCUCUCUCCAAAACGCCUUACACACUAACUGUCAUCACUUUAAAGACAAAAUACUCUUAUAUUUCAUCGUGGGAUGAUUAUUAGGCAGGUCAUGUAAUUACUUAAACUGUAUCAUUCUGUAAGUUGUAUUUUUUUAGUGUAAGUGUAUAUAAAAUAUUAUUGUAUGGAUGUCAGGGGUCUGCUGCUCUUUUACAAGCAUUUAAACCUUUAAACCUCGAGCA
This is a messenger RNA of Plectropomus leopardus (leopard coralgrouper), 4565 nucleotides long. It is a transcript of the gene itih6, whose product is annotated as inter-alpha-trypsin inhibitor heavy chain family member 6. Gene Ontology annotation, molecular function: serine-type endopeptidase inhibitor activity. Lineage: Eukaryota; Metazoa; Chordata; Actinopteri; Perciformes; Serranidae. The record is from RefSeq and is a predicted model, not a curated record. Gene Ontology annotation, biological process: hyaluronan metabolic process.